AUGGAUUAUGUUCACAUUUCUGAUUCGAAUCUCCGGAUACAGGAUAUUUGGUCGGUUGGUAAGUGGCAUUUGGAUACUCUUUAUUCUCCUUUAUCUCAAAAUCUGAAAGGCAAUAUUCUCUCUUACAAUCCAGAUAAACAAGCAGGUCCGAAAUUGGGAGGAGCGAGAGAAUUGGCUUUGCUUUGGCGUCAGCUUGUUCCGGAAAAGCAUAAGUUUUUGGCUUGGUUGUGUCUUAAGGAGGCUCUUCCUACUGCAAGUUUUCGCUUUAGAAGAGGGAUGUCGUCAUCGGAUAGGUGUUCAAGAUGUCUUUCUAGUCAGGAAUCAGUUUUACAUUGUAUUCGAGAUUGUCCAAAAGCUCAACUUGUCUGGCAUAGGUUGGAUAUUUCUUGUCAUCCUUUGGAUUUGAAGAACUGGUUCUUGUAUCAGAGCAAAGAGUAUCCGUUCAAGUUCUUUUCGGGACUUUGGUGGAUAUGGCGAGUAAGGAAUAAUGACAUAUUUAAUCUCCAUGAAACUUGGCCUCCGGAAAAAGUGAUUUGUCUGGCAUUAACUUCAGAAAAGGAGCUUAGGAAUAUUUUUGAAUUACAACGUAUGUCCCUUCCCUCUACUCUAAAUGGUUUUUGGAAUCCCCCAUCCAUUUGUACUUUUAAGAUUAAUUGUGAUGCUAGUUAUUUUGGUUCGGGUGAUAGUAUUGAUUUUGCUUGUGUUAUUAGAGAUUGUAAUGAGAGCUGGCAAAGGGAGUGUUUGGGAAUCAUUGAGAGUAAUAGUAUUCUUCAAGGAGAAUUGUUUGCUAUUUGGAGAGGAUAUCUCUUAGCUUGGGAUGUGGGUCAAGGAGAUGUUAUUUGUAAGAUGGAUUGUGUGGAAGCAUUUAAUCUUGUUACUCAAGAUGAUUUUGGGUUUAUUGAUCCAUUGGUGCUCAAAAUAAGAGAUAUCAUGCAUUGGAAUUGGCGUGUUGACUUUCGUUUGAUUAUGAGAGAUGCAAACACGGUGUCAGAUACUAUGGCAAAGAUGGCGAUGAAGUUACAACUUUCGCAUAUGGAGCUUCUUUCACCUUGGAGGAGUUUAAGAAGUGCAUGUGCAUUGUAA
Messenger RNA from Arachis duranensis, 1083 nucleotides. RefSeq lists its product as uncharacterized. The record is from RefSeq and is a predicted model, not a curated record. NCBI's taxonomy places the organism in Eukaryota, Viridiplantae, Streptophyta, Magnoliopsida, Fabales, Fabaceae. The transcript has 3 exons. Gene Ontology annotation, molecular function: nucleic acid binding; RNA-DNA hybrid ribonuclease activity. The coding region runs from base 1 to 1083 and encodes 360 amino acids.